AUGGUAGCGGAGCGCGCCCGCAAAGCGGCAGCCGCCGGUGCCCGCGGCCCCGGGGAGCCGGGCGCGCCCGCGGCGGGGGCGCUGGCGGCGGCGGCGCCGGCCGAGCGCUGCGCGCGGCUGCCGAGCCCGGGGUCGUGCGGGCUGCUGGCGCUGGCCCUGUGCUCGCUGGCGCUCAGCCUGCUCGCCCACUUUCGGACCGCCGAGCUGCAGGCCCGGGUGCUGCGCCUGGAAGCGGAGCGUGGGGAGCAGCAAAUGGAGACGGCUAUUUUGGGACGAGUCAACCAACUGCUGGAUGAGAGAUGGAAGCUCCACUCUCGGAGGCGCCGGGAGGCCCUCCCGAAGCCGUCUUCAGGGUGUCACUGUCCGCCAGGUAAGGAGCUCUGCGAAUAGCGGACGAGGAUGGGGACAGG
Messenger RNA from Mirounga angustirostris (Northern elephant seal), 410 nucleotides. Its product is annotated as collagen alpha-1(XIII) chain-like. The transcript has 2 exons. The coding region runs from base 1 to 390 and encodes 129 amino acids. The record is from RefSeq and is a predicted model, not a curated record. NCBI's taxonomy places the organism in Eukaryota, Metazoa, Chordata, Mammalia, Carnivora, Phocidae.